AUGCCCGGCGGCCCCAACAUCAGCUUCCGCAUGCCGCCCACCUUCUUCCUCGUCGGAGUCCCCGGACUGGAAGAUGGCGCCAUUUGGGUCUCCGUCUCUUUCUGCGCCGUUUACAUCCUGGCCGUUCUGGGUAACUGCAGCCUCCUGUACAUCAUCAGGACGGAGAAAAGGCUUCAUGGGCCGAUGUACUUCUUCCUGUCCAUGCUGGCCCUCAACGACGUGGCCUUCUCCAGCUCCACCGUGCCAAAAAUGUUAGCAAUAUUCUGGUUUGGCGACGGCCAGGUGGCCGCAGAAGGCUGCCUCGCCCAGAUGUUCUUCGUCCACUCGCUGUCGGUGGUUGAGUCGGGGAUCUUGGCCUCCAUGGCGUUUGACCGCUUCAUUGCCAUCUGUUACCCCUUGAGAUACACGUCCCUCCUGACGGUUGCCCUCCUAGGAAGGAUCGCCGCCGUCAUCGUGGUUAGAGCCAUAGUCACCAUCUUGCCCAUUCCCGUUCUGGUGGGGCGACUCCAGUAUUGCCGGGAGAACGUCGUGUCGCACUCAUACUGCGAGCACAUGGCCGUGGUGAAACUGGCCUGCGGAGAUACGCGGGUGAACAGCGUGUACGGCCUCGUGCUCUCCCUCUCCAUUACCGGCUUCGACCUCCUAUUUAUUGGCCUGUCCUACGCGAUGAUCUUACGGGCCGUCCACAGACUCCCCUCCCGGGGCGCGCGGCACAAGGCGGUGGGGACCUGCGGCUCGCACGUCUGCGUCAUCGUCGUCACCUACCUGCCGGGGAUAUUCUCCUUCGUCACCUACAGGUUUGGCCAGAAUUCGGUUCCCCACGACGUCCACGUCUUAUUCGCCAACAUUUACAUCUUAUUUCCCGCGUUACUGAACCCCGUGAUCUACGGGGUGAAGACGAAGCCGAUCCGGGAGAGAGUCCUGAAGACUCUCCUGCGCGAUGACACCGCUGCGUUCCGCUCUCCCCGUUGA
This is a messenger RNA of Spea bombifrons (plains spadefoot toad), 972 nucleotides long. RefSeq names its product olfactory receptor 52P1-like. NCBI's taxonomy places the organism in Eukaryota, Metazoa, Chordata, Amphibia, Anura, Pelobatidae. The transcript has a single exon. The coding region runs from base 1 to 972 and encodes 323 amino acids. Gene Ontology annotation, biological process: G protein-coupled receptor signaling pathway. Gene Ontology annotation, cellular component: membrane. The record is from RefSeq and is a predicted model, not a curated record. Gene Ontology annotation, molecular function: G protein-coupled receptor activity; olfactory receptor activity.